UUCACCGCAGAACGGGCGUAGCCUAGAUCCACCGACGAUGGCUCGCCUUCCAGCGCCCCACACCCGUGUGUUACACCUACAACUGUGUAAGCUCUACAAUUCACAACAAGGCGAACCGUGGCCAAGCACCACGCUCAAUAUAUACCGACCAUUGAACACCGAGCAUAGCUCCGUUGAACACAGGCGAGUCGCACCAGAUGGAACAAGGCAGAGAAAGUGAAGUGUCUGCGUGCGGGUACCGGUUUCGGAGAGAAUCAGAGGAAAUCGACAAAGCUUCGCCUUUCCCAAAUUUCUUCUCUCUUUUUCCCCUUCCUUUUUGCCAGCACAUCUCGGGAGGAAACUAAUCCAAACAAGAACAGAAACAUAUAGACAAAACAACAUAAAAUGGACGGAGAAGAAAUUGCUGCCCUCGUGAUUGAUAACGGUUCCGGUAUGUGUAAGGCCGGUUUCGCCGGUGAUGACGCUCCAAGAGCCGUCUUCCCAUCCAUUGUUGGUAGACCAAGACACCAAGGUAUCAUGGUUGGUAUGGGUCAAAAGGACUCCUAUGUUGGUGAUGAGGCUCAAUCCAAGAGAGGUAUCUUGACCUUGAGAUACCCAAUUGAGCACGGUAUCGUUACAAACUGGGAUGACAUGGAGAAGAUCUGGCAUCACACUUUCUACAACGAGUUGCGUGUUGCUCCAGAAGAGCACCCAGUCUUGUUGACCGAGGCUCCAAUGAACCCAAAGUCUAACAGAGAAAAGAUGACCCAAAUCAUGUUUGAGACUUUCAACGUUCCAGCUUUCUACGUUAACAUUCAAGCUGUCUUGUCUCUUUACUCCUCUGGUAGAACCACUGGUAUCGUUUUGGAUUCUGGUGAUGGUGUUACCCACGUUGUUCCAAUCUACGCUGGUUUCGCUUUGCCACACGCCAUCUUGAGAAUUGACUUGGCUGGUCGUGACUUGACUGACUACAUGAUGAAGAUCUUGUCCGAGCGUGGUUACUCUUUCUCCACCACUGCCGAGAGAGAAAUCGUCCGUGACAUCAAGGAGAAGUUGGCUUACGUUGCUUUGGACUUUGACCAAGAGUUGCAAACUGCUGCUCAAUCCUCUGCUAUCGAGAAGUCCUACGAAUUGCCAGAUGGUCAAGUCAUUACCAUCGGUAACGAGAGAUUCAGAGCUCCAGAGGCUUUGUUCCACCCAUCUUUGAUUGGUUUGGAAGCUGCUGGUAUUGACCAAACCACCUACAACUCCAUCACAAAGACCGAUAUCGAUGUCAGAAGAGAGUUGUACGGUAACAUUGUCUUGUCUGGUGGUACUACUAUGUUCCCAGGUAUCGCUGAGCGUAUGCAAAAGGAGAUCACCGCUUUGGCCCCAUCCUCCAUGAAGGUUAAGAUCAUUGCUCCACCAGAGAGAAAGUACUCUGUCUGGAUUGGUGGUUCCAUCUUGGCUUCCUUGUCCACUUUCCAACAGAUGUGGAUCUCAAAGCAAGAAUACGACGAAGCUGGUCCAUCUAUUGUCCACCACAAGUGUUUCUAA
This is a messenger RNA of Williopsis jadinii, 1515 nucleotides long. It is a transcript of the gene ACT1, whose product is annotated as actin. The transcript has 3 exons. The record is from RefSeq and is a predicted model, not a curated record. NCBI's taxonomy places the organism in Eukaryota, Fungi, Ascomycota, Saccharomycetes, Phaffomycetales, Wickerhamomycetaceae. The coding region runs from base 385 to 1515 and encodes 376 amino acids.